Messenger RNA from Rhea pennata, 3686 nucleotides. It is a transcript of the gene BIRC2, whose product is annotated as baculoviral IAP repeat containing 2. The transcript is spliced from 9 exons. Bases 1279 to 3114 code for a protein of 611 amino acids. Gene Ontology annotation, biological process: negative regulation of apoptotic process; positive regulation of protein ubiquitination; regulation of cell cycle. Gene Ontology annotation, molecular function: ubiquitin protein ligase activity; cysteine-type endopeptidase inhibitor activity involved in apoptotic process. The record is from RefSeq and is a predicted model, not a curated record. Gene Ontology annotation, cellular component: nucleus; cytoplasm. NCBI's taxonomy places the organism in Eukaryota, Metazoa, Chordata, Aves, Rheiformes, Rheidae.
GCCGCGGCUUCGGGGCACGGCGCUGCGCUCCCUCCGCCGCCGGAGUUUCCCCGGCCGGGGGCGGCGCCCCCUCUCCGCGCCGUUUAUAGACUGGGGCUCGCUGGCGCCUCGGCUACUGCGGAGCCUGCGCGGGGAGUGUUGUGUUCUGCCCAAAGGAAUUAAAUGAUUGAAACUACAGAUACUUAAAAUUUCUUCUUGUGAACAGCCAAUAUCAAUAUGGAGGUGUAGGCCCCUUAGAAGGGACUUCAGUCUGAACUCUGGGAGGUAGUUUUGUGCACAAAUAAAGAAACUAAAACAUUAAAGGUUAUUUUAUUUGAGGAUUCUGUUCACUUUAUAAACAUGGCAUACAGAAAAAAUAUAAUUAAUCAACAUAGAACAUUAGAAUGUCUCAAUAUAAACCAGUUUAUCUCUGUUAAAUAUGAUAACUGUAUACCUGUAACUAAGACACCAGGUUAAAACUGAAAUGUGCUGAGAAUGCUAUAGGUCAAAAAGCCUGGGGCUGUUUCAAGCCUGUUGCUUAAAACAGUUCAUCCUUGUCAGUGAUAGUGUACAGGAUUUAUUUAUCUUGUAGCUGGAUUCUUGAUAUAUGCAAGGUUAAAUAUAAAUGGACUUUUUUAGUCUUAAUUUUGAAUGUAAUAUGCAGAAGUCAGGGUUUCUUGGCAGUCUGAUAUUAACAACUAUAUUGGGUGAUAUUCAGGGGCUUUUUUUUUUUAAUGCCUUUUGAGCUUGACACACAGUUUCAACCUUCUAACGAGAUUUGCAAACUAAAGUCUUUACAGGUAUGAGCUGCAUAUUUAUCGGAUCUCUGGGUUGAAAUAGUUUUUAAAUUAAUGUGUUUUAGUCAAAAUUGUUGAUUUGGUUGCCCCCUGUUUUAGUUUCUUUAUGGAUGAAGGAUUUUGAUAAACUCAUCUGAGGUUUUUCCAUCUCUGGACCCUACCUCUACCAGCCUGGCUAAUUGAUACUGUUCUCCCAAAUAUAUAGUGCAAGGAAAGUAUUUGCAGAUAAUUCAAGAAAAAAUGCUGUCAGUGCAAAAGUUAUUUCCAAUUUGUCAAGAAGUACGGAGAACGUGUCAAAAAGGAAAGGAGAGCAUGCUCAGUAUUUAAACAGAAUUAGUUGUAUGAUUAACAGUUUUUAUUUGUGCAUUCAAAGUUGCACAUCAAAAUACUUCACUUUCAGGUUGUUACUUUUGUGUAGGUAGGGGUUACUCAGAAUUACCUUUAAUGCACACAACUACCUCCCAGAGGAAGACUUGUCCCAUUCUUCCAAAAACAAUCCAUUAUGAACAUAAUGGAAAAUAGCCCUUUCUUGGCUAACAUGAUGAAGCAUAGCACUCUGUGUGAUGAACUGAAGUAUGACUUAUCCUGUGAACUCUACCGGAUGUCCACGUUUUCUACUUUCCCUGUUAAUGUGCCAGUGUCAGAACGGAGUCUUGCCCGGGCUGGGUUUUAUUACACUGGUUUGAAAGACACAGUUAAGUGUUUCUGUUGUGGCUUAAUGUUGGACAACUGGCAGCCAGGAGAUAAUGCUAUGGAAAAACAUAAACACUUCUAUCCUAGCUGCAGUUUUAUUCAGAACUUAAUUUCAGCUAACAACCUUGGAUUCUCCUCUCAUUCUGCGUUUUCGCCUCUGGUCACCAACAGUUUAUUGCCAUCUCUACAUUCCAUGAACUUUACUCCAAGCUUAGAGCAGGUUGGCUAUUUCAGCGGCUCUUUUUCUAGUUUUCCUCAAGACCCCAUAACUACUAGGGCUGUUGAAGACCUCUCAUGUUUGAGACUGAAGCUUCACAGUCCAUCCAUGAGCACAGAAGAUGCUAGACUACGCACUUUUCACUCAUGGCCCCUGACAUUUCUGUCACCAACUGAUCUGGCAAAGGCUGGAUUUUAUUACCUGGGGACAGCAGACAAAGUUGCUUGUUUUACCUGUGGUGGUGAACUGAGUAACUGGGAACCGAAAGAUAACGCCAUAUCAGAGCAUCGAAGACACUUUCCUAGCUGUCCUUUUGUGGAAAAUCUCACUCGAGACCAACUAAACUUCAAUGUUUCUAAUGUGAGCAUGCAAACCCAUGAAGCACGUGUUAAAACAUUCAUAAACUGGCCAACUAGAAUUCCAGUUCAGCCUAAACAGCUUGCAGAUGCUGGUUUUUAUUAUGUAGGGCGCAAUGAUGACGUCAAGUGUUUUUGCUGUGAUGGUGGUUUAAGGUGCUGGGAAUCUGGAGAUAAUCCAUGGAUUGAGCAUGCAAAGUGGUUUCCAAGGUGUGAAUAUCUACUUCAUGUGAAAGGAAGAGAAUUUGUAAGUCAAAUUCAGGCAAGGUUCCCCCAUCUUCUUGAACAGCUGUUGUCGACCUCUGAUACACCUGUGGAUGAAAAUGUUGAUCCUCCAAUUAUUCAUUUUGAACCUGGAGAAAGUCAUUCGGAAGAUGCAAUCAUGAUGAACACACCUGUGGUUAAUGCUGCCUUGGAGAUGGGAUUUAGUAGAAGGCUAAUAAAGCAAACAGUGCAAAGUAAAAUCUUGGCGACUGGAGAAAACUACAAGACUGUUAAUGACCUUGUGUCUGAUCUCCUCACUGCUGAAGAUGAGAAGAGGGAAGAAGAGAAAGAAAGGCAGUCUGAAGAAGUGGCAUCAGAUGAUUUGUCCUUAAUCCGGAAAAAUCGAAUGGCUUUAUUUCAACGCUUGACAUGUGUACUUCCAAUCCUUGGGAGUUUACUAUCGGCUAAAGCAAUAACUGAACUUGAGCAUGAUGUUAUUAAGCAAAAGACUCAGACACCAUUGCAAGCAAGGGAGUUGAUAGAUACAGUUUUAGUGAAAGGAAAUGCAGCAGCCAGCAUAUUCAGAAACUGUCUACGAGACUGUGACCCUUUACUCUACAGAGAUUUAUUUGUGGAGAAGAGUGUGAAGUACAUUCCCACAGAAGAUGUUUCAGGUUUACCUAUGGAAGAACAAUUAAGAAGAUUACAAGAAGAAAGAACAUGUAAAGUUUGCAUGGACAAAGAAGUUUCCAUUGUUUUUAUUCCAUGUGGUCACUUAGUGGUGUGCAAAGAAUGCGCGCCUUCCCUUAGGAAAUGCCCUAUUUGCAGGGGGACAAUCAAGGGUACAGUACGUACAUUCCUUUCAUAAGGAAGGGAGACUCUCACUUGCAAAAUAACACCUGUGUUCCUGCUGUUGUCCAAGUGCUGAAGUUUAAGCCACCAGUGUCUUAAUGGAAAACUGUGAUAAGUAGUUGAUUAAUCAUCUGCCAUAACACAGUUGUAUACUAGUAAACUAUAUUGUCAUUAUGCAUAUACUAGUUCCUCCUUGCCAAAGAUGACUUCUGUAUGUAGAACUAAUAGUAAGGUGAAGUUUUCAGUAACUCUCCUCUCUGAAAUAGGUAAAGCAGUUCCAUAAGUAUGCCUUUAUGACAAUUUGAAUAAAGUAUUUUCUGAUCAAGUUCCUAAAAAUAGAACUUGGCAUACCAGUUCUCAUGAGUUCCCUUCCACAUAGAUGUGAGGAAAUAAUAGCUUGUUUAUUAAUAGUAAACUUCAGCUACGAUUCUGGUUCUGAGUUGGCUUUCUUGUGGCAUUGGGGGAGGAAAGAUAGGUUAACCAUUGCAAGAGCAGCAAGAUUUUUUUUAAAAAUUAUGUUUAUAUCUGUGUAAUAUGUAUUAAUAAUAGUUUAUAUGAAGACGGAAUUAAAAUAUUUCACUUUUCAAA